GACGAACCCGGAAGUCGUAUUGUGUUCUGGGGGGCGCGGCUCUGCCUCCUCCUCCUGUGGCGUAUCGCGCAGCUCCAUUCAUCUCGUUUCACUUCGCCCUAAACAUUUUGAAAAUAUUUACUUUGAAACGCGAACUCUUGAAUAUUAAUUCGUCUCAAAACUAAAGUCUCUGAAUUCAACGUGUUGUGGUUGCGCCACCUGACCGACGAUGGAGGGACCAGCCGCGCCGACCGCCUGUCAUCAUGGCUUCUGAGGCUGACUUGUUGAUGAAAGAAUCCAUCAAGAUGAUGACCGAUAUGAUCGUGCUGUGCAGCACGCUGGCUCUUUCGCUCUCCUUCUGGUUCAUCUCCAUCGCCAUCAGCAUCUACUCCGGAACCCUGCAGCCAGUGUCGCCGUGGCGAUGGUUGUUCUCCAUCCUGGUUCCUCUCAUGCUGACGGUCCGAGGGAUGAAGAGACGCAGCCUGAACUCCUCCGGAGCCUUCGGAGCUCUCCUCGUGGGGUUCGUGUUGACGAUGGCCAACUACAGCUUCUUCUCCGCUCUGCUGGCCUUCUUCAUCACCUCCUCCAAACUCACCAAAUGGGGAGAAGUUCAGAAGAGGAAAAUAGACUCAGAGUACAAAGAAGGCGGCCAGAGGAACUGGAUCCAGGUCUUCUGUAACGGAGGAGUUCCCACAGAGCUGGCGCUGCUUUAUAUGAUCGAGGUGGGUCCGGGUGAGAUGGCCGUUGACUUCAGCAAACAGUACACGGCCUCCUGGAUGUGCCUCUCUCUGCUGGGCGCGCUCGCCUGCAGCAGUGGGGACACCUGGGCGUCGGAGGUGGGGCCUGUCCUCAGCCAAUCACAGCCCAGACUCAUCACCACCUGGGAGGAGGUCCCAGUCGGAACAAAUGGCGGCGUCACUCCCGUCGGACUGGUAGCCAGUUUGCUCGGCGGGCUUGUGGUGGGCGUGGCCUACUACGCCACGCAGCUCUUGUUGGUGGACGACCUGAACAUGGCGCACCCCCAGUGGCCGAUCGUGGUGUACGGCGGCGUGGCCGGCCUUCUGGGGUCGCUGCUGGACUCUUUCCUGGGAGCUCACAUGCAAUACUCGGGCUUUGACGCGAGCAUCGGGAAGGUGGUGGGUUACGAGUCCGCCACCACCCGGCGGAUCUGUGGAAAACCGAUCUUGGACAACAACGCGGUGAACCUGUUCUCCUCCGUCAUCAUGGCUCUGGUCCUGCCCGGGCUGGCGUGGGGGAUGUGGCCGCGAUAGACACGCCCACCAGCCGCCGAUUACAAAGACAUUUGAGUCGCGUGUGAAACACAAAGACGCAGACACUCGGUUCGUGUGUUGUUACGUGAUGGACGCGUAGGAGGAAACGUUGACGUUGUUCACACAUUCACCCAACGACGCCACACACUGACGAUCAUUGAACUGAAUUGUCUCAAUUGAAAUGCUGAUUAACCGAUUUCUGCUAAAGUCACAACACUAAUUUAUUAAGUGUGAUGUUUUCAAAUGAUCCUCAUUCUGUGCGUUAUGAAAUUACUCAAUUAUUUAAAGAAGUAUUCCUAUUUUUCCCUGAUUUAAUAAACUGUUCCAUUCUG
Messenger RNA from Cyclopterus lumpus (lumpfish), 1582 nucleotides. It is a transcript of the gene tmem19, whose product is annotated as transmembrane protein 19. Bases 243 to 1250 code for a protein of 335 amino acids. Gene Ontology annotation, cellular component: membrane. The record is from RefSeq and is a predicted model, not a curated record. The transcript has 8 exons. Lineage: Eukaryota; Metazoa; Chordata; Actinopteri; Perciformes; Cyclopteridae.